ACCAGAAAUUUCCUAGCAGUUUUUUUCCAUUCAGCUGAGAAAACUGAAAAGGGCAGAAAUGAGUCUCUCCGGAAAGGACAAGACCGUGGUGAAAGCUUUCUGGGAGAAAUGUGCCCCUAAAUCGGCUGAGAUUGGGGCCGAGGCUCUUGGCAGGAUGCUGACUUCAUACCCGCAAACCAAGACCUACUUUUCACACUGGUCUGAUCUGAGCCCUGACUCUGCACAGGUGAGGAAGCAUGGUGCCACCAUCAUGGGAGCUGUUGGGGAUGCCGUCUCAAAGAUCGAUGACCUGACUGGUGGUCUUGCCAAGCUCAGUGAGCUGCAUGCCUUCAAGCUCAGAGUGGACCCUGCUAACUUCAGGAUCCUGUCUCACAACAUCAUCCUGGUGCUGGCCAUGUACUUCCCAGCUGAUUUCACCCCAGAGGUUCAUGUCUCUGUCGACAAGUUCCUGCAGAAUCUGGCCUUGGCUUUGUCUGAGAAAUACCGCUAAGAUCCAGACAUUCAGGAGGAUCGGCUGCAUUACAAACUGCAUGUCACCCAAGAGAAAAAUGUUACACCACCUUUGCACUUAAGAGGUUGGCUGACUAAAUUAAAUAAAAAAAAUAAUUGUC
Messenger RNA from Cyprinodon variegatus (sheepshead minnow), 611 nucleotides. RefSeq names its product hemoglobin subunit alpha-A. Bases 59 to 490 code for a protein of 143 amino acids. NCBI's taxonomy places the organism in Eukaryota, Metazoa, Chordata, Actinopteri, Cyprinodontiformes, Cyprinodontidae. The record is from RefSeq and is a predicted model, not a curated record. The transcript is spliced from 3 exons. Gene Ontology annotation, molecular function: iron ion binding; oxygen binding; heme binding. Gene Ontology annotation, biological process: oxygen transport; hydrogen peroxide catabolic process. Gene Ontology annotation, cellular component: blood microparticle; hemoglobin complex; haptoglobin-hemoglobin complex.